CCAUAAUGCUAUCACUCACCCAAUCCAAUGGCUCAAAUUCUCCACCAACCAAUCCCUUCUACUUGAGGCCAUUGGAUUUCAAUCCAUCCCACUGUACCAUUAUAUAAACAGAGUUAGAGAGGCAGCUUUUCAUUUCAAGCAAGUUAGAAAAACAAAAGAGGAAAACAUGGCUUCCUCCAUGAUCUCCGCCCCUGCUUUCACCGCGGUUAACCGUGCCUCACCGGCACAGGCUAACAUGGUGGCUCCAUUCAGUGGCCUGAAAUCCUUGGGUGGCUUCCCGGUCACCAGAAAGACCAACGACAUCACCUCCGUCGCUAACAACGGUGGAAGAGUCCAAUGCAUGCAGGUAUGGCCACCACUUGGGAAGAAGAAGUUCGAGACUCUUUCAUACUUGCCAGACCUGAACGAAGAGCAAUUGAGAAAGGAAGUAGACUACCUUCUAAGGAAGGGAUGGGUUCCGUGCUUGGAAUUCGAAGUCGGGUACGGAUUUCCAUACCGUGAGAACCACAGGUCACCGGGAUACUAUGACGGAAGGUACUGGACAAUGUGGAAGCUUCCCAUGUUUGGAUGCACCGACUCAGGUCAGGUCAUCAAGGAACUUCAGGAGGCUAAGGCUGCAUACCCCAAGGCAUUCGUCCGUAUCAUCGGUUUCGACAACGUUCGCCAAGUGCAGUGCAUCAGCUUCAUCGCUUACAAGCCCGAGGGCUACUAAAUCUUAUAAAACCAACGAAUCAUUCGUAGACUUCUCUUUUGUGUGUACUCAAACCAUUGUAACAGCCUUUUUUUUACUUGUUCUUUAUUUUUCGCUUUUGUGCGAUUUCAUCCUAAGUAUUUUUGGUUUCUGUUUUCGGAUUACCAUAUAAAAGGAUGAGAACUGUUGAAUAAUAAACUAUUAUCUUUUGUGAAAA
Arachis ipaensis is the source of this 908-nucleotide messenger RNA. RefSeq names its product ribulose bisphosphate carboxylase small subunit, chloroplastic 1. Lineage: Eukaryota; Viridiplantae; Streptophyta; Magnoliopsida; Fabales; Fabaceae. The record is from RefSeq and is a predicted model, not a curated record.